This is a messenger RNA of Chaetomium globosum CBS 148.51, 1041 nucleotides long. RefSeq lists its product as uncharacterized. Gene Ontology annotation, biological process: protein transport to vacuole involved in ubiquitin-dependent protein catabolic process via the multivesicular body sorting pathway. Bases 1 to 1041 code for a protein of 346 amino acids. Lineage: Eukaryota; Fungi; Ascomycota; Sordariomycetes; Sordariales; Chaetomiaceae. The transcript is spliced from 3 exons. Gene Ontology annotation, cellular component: late endosome membrane; ESCRT II complex. Gene Ontology annotation, molecular function: phosphatidylinositol-3-phosphate binding; ubiquitin binding. The record is from RefSeq and is a predicted model, not a curated record.
AUGUUCUUAAAGCACAUCGACUUGACAACCGCUUUGCGGCCCGCGUACCUACCUGAUGAAGACUUGCUCUUCGUGCAAGACAAUGUGGGGCUGUAUGAGGGGAAAUACAAGCUCCCCGACCAUCAGAAUGGCCAGGUUUAUCUGACCUCGCAUCGGAUAUGCUAUGUGGACAAGACCGAGCCGAGGAAGCACUCGGUCGCCCUGGAUCUCAAGAGCAUCGAGCGUUUUGAGUUUUAUGGCGGGUUCCUCAAGUCGUCAGCCAAAAUUACACUUAUCCCGAAGGCGACGAAGCGCUCUUCUUUGCAGGCCAGGUCGCCCGGCAUCGCGGCUGCCCCCUCGCGGAGCAACACAUCCUCGCCCGCUCAACACCAAGAUGGUCCGCGUCGAGGAUCGCCCGUGGAACCUACUCCGGCCAGCAGCGCAACGUGGGUUUGCACUAUCUGUAGUUUCUCGAACCCGGUGCCAUCCAACUUUGACCCCACGACUGCCAGCGUCCACACGCCGCUCCCCCCAUGUCUCGCCUGUGGCAUCAAGCCCACCUUGACCCAUGUUCUUAAAGCUGCGAUAUCCAACGCUACCAACCGACAGCCCAGCAGUCCAGCAGUGCAGACUCCACUCCCGGUCCGGCCGCGGCCCGUCACCGAAUUCUCGUCUGGGCUGGAUCAUGGCCGCGACUCUUCGCCUCGGAGUUCGGAUCCAGACGCCUCCUUCCAGUGCCCGCGGUGUACUUUCCUCAACCACCCGUCUCUUCUGUCCUGCGAGAUGUGUGGAGGACCACUAAUCUCCCAUGACGUCGCCGCCGAGCUCGCGCCCCAGACCCGAAUCCACACGGAAUCUCCUGGUCCGGUCCUCAACGCCUUGAGCGCCGUCCCCCCUGGUCUUGAAAGCUCGGAAAGCGUCAAAAUCUCCUUCCGUGGCGGGGGCGAGAAGAUAUUCUAUGAGCGUCUCAAGGGUUCCAUGACCCAGCGUAAAUGGCUCCCUCCAAGGUGCACCUCCCAAUCCCCCAAAGGCCUCCCCGAUCCCGGUGGAGACCUCAACUAG